Molecule: messenger RNA, 2401 nt
Organism: Eublepharis macularius
Lineage: Eukaryota; Metazoa; Chordata; Lepidosauria; Squamata; Eublepharidae
Gene: NUB1
Product: negative regulator of ubiquitin like proteins 1
Exons: 15
Coding region: 126-1991 (621 amino acids)
Biological process (GO): regulation of ubiquitin-dependent protein catabolic process
Molecular function (GO): protein binding
Source: RefSeq, a predicted model, not a curated record
CUCCAUGUUUACUUUCGGUUCUGACGGCCGCGGCCUCCUCGCCUUCCGCCGGCCCAGCCCAACGGCCUCCGCCCGCCCUCCGGGUUCGCUGUCGGAUACCGAGGCGGAGAGGGAACGGCGCAGGGAUGGCACAGAAGAGGUAUCUUGCAGCAAAGCUGAAAAACUACUUAAGGGAAGACAAGAUUCAGCUAUGGAGACCUCCAUAUACAGAAAGCAAUAAAGAGGCCGGUGAGGGGCUGAAGGAUCUUGCCCUGCAGUAUUCAGCGAGGCUGAAGUAUAACAGCAAGGAAAUAGAGGCCCUUCUGGAAGAAAUACGCUGUAAAACAAUUGAGCGGGGAACUGGAAAUGAAGCUUAUAAGGCAACAGGCGUUGCAACGCUGGAAGUGGCCUUACCUCCUAGGAUGGGUAAAACAAGAAAAAAUGUGCUGGAGACAAAAUUGGUCAUCACAGGCAAGGAACUCCGAUCUCAAAUAGCACAAGCAUAUGGCUUUGAAGAAAAUUGCAUCAAAAUAAUAAUAAAUAAGAAGCAACUUGAGCUAGGGAAAACCCUGGAAGAGCAAGGGGUAACACACAACGUCAAAGUCAUGGUGCUGGAGCUGAAAUUGAGUGAGGAAGAGACCAGAAGAACAGUCCGAGAGGAGGAAAUGCAGCAUGAAGAAGAGACAGUGAAGAAAAAAGAAAUGCACAGAAGGAUGCAAAGAACCAAAAAGGGCCUCGAAAUGCUGGCAGAAAGAGAUGACUCUGUGGAUUCGGAUACGACGCCGUACCUAGACAUAGCAAACCAAACUGGAAGAAAAAUCAGUAUUCCUCCCAAAGCCAAAAAAGCUCUCUUGCUAGCUAUGGGGUACCAUGAAAAGGGCAGAGCUUUGUUGAAGAACAAAGAAUAUGCCAUGGCACUGCCAUUUCUAUUGGAUGCAGAUAAACACUUCUGCGAUUGUGGUUCAGACCUCCUGACCACCGUCGAUAAUUAUGCAGUGUUGCAACUGGACAUCGUCUGGUGCUACUUCCACUUGGGACAGCUGGAUUGCCUCGAUGAUGCUGAGAAAAAGCUCCUUGCUGCCCACGACUGCUUCAGGAAGUGUUACGGGGAGAACCACGAAAGGCUGGUCACUAUAAAAGGAAGUUCUGGGAGAGAGCAGGCUUUAUUUCUAAGGCUUUACCUGCUUCAAGGAAUAUGCCAUUAUCAUAACGGCAGAGAAAAAGAGGCUUCUGAAUGUCUGCAGCAGGCACAUCGUUUGUUUCAAGAGCUGUGCAUCGACCCCGAGAAAGUCAACAGCUUGUUACUUCUGGGGUUCUCUGCCCAGGAAGCUCGCCUGGGUCUCCGUGCUUGUGAUGGAAACGUGGAUCAUGCCGCCAGUCACAUUUCCAACCAGAGAGAGGAAAAGGAUCAAAUAAGACGAGAGGAGCGAGCUAAACGGAGAAAGCGGUUAGAGGACAUCAACUCCUUGAAAAGUAUGGGCUAUUCAGAGCGAGCAGCUAGAAAAGCUCUUCACCAGGCAAAAGGAAACCUUGAACUAGCGGUGAAGGUUAUUCUCGAUGACCCCCAGCUGCUGCUCCCAGAGGAUGAUGAUCCAUUGUUUGCGGACACCUUCCAGGUUCCCCAGGAAAGCAUUAACCAACUGGUGUAUAUGGGAUUUAAUCCUGAGGCAGCCGAGCAAGCCUUGAGAGUGUUUAAAGGCAACGUCCAGCUGGCCGUCCAAACCCUUGCCCAUUAUGGAGGGUCCGUUCCUGACGAGCUACAGGCACCUUCUGACAGCACCAGCACCUCUCCUUCGGAGGAAUCCAGCUCAUUCAAAGAUUCUUCCACAGGCUCUGCAGGCACUUCUGGCGCUUCAACUGAUGAAGACAUGGAAGCCGAUGCGCUCAAUGAAGUCUUAAAGGAUAUUCCAGAACAUGAAGAAGAUUAUUUAGAUCUCACACUGGAGGAGGAAGAAACUGUCAUUAACGAAUACCUCUCGUACAUACAGCACUUGCCAACCCAGCCCAAGUAGCGAAGGCCCUUAGAGACUUUGGCCUCCGUUAUGUCAGACUGCACCAUCUGGGCUCCAGCCCACAGAAAAGGAGGCACACGCGGAUCUCACCGAAAUCCAUGGGGCAGUUCGGUCAUGACUGUCUUGAAGUCUCAUUCAUUUCAGAGGGAAUUCAGCGCAGCUCCUUUUGUCUGGGCUGGUGCCGUGGGUUGCAGACACACCUAACCCAGGCUUUUGCCAAAUGCCUUAAGCUCAGUAAGUUGCGUAAAUCCUGGUAUAUAUAAAACCUGGAUUGUUAGUUGAUUGUAGAGCAACACUGGAGGGGCAAAACCAGUUGCAGAAGAAAUUUUUUUACAGAAUACUGAGAACUUCACUAUAUAUUGGUGUAAAAUCUAUUUAAGUGGUAGAGCAAAUAAAACACUUUCCAUCUG